Messenger RNA from Prionailurus viverrinus (fishing cat), 945 nucleotides. RefSeq names its product olfactory receptor 2A12-like. Gene Ontology annotation, cellular component: membrane. Gene Ontology annotation, molecular function: G protein-coupled receptor activity; olfactory receptor activity. Gene Ontology annotation, biological process: G protein-coupled receptor signaling pathway. The transcript has a single exon. NCBI's taxonomy places the organism in Eukaryota, Metazoa, Chordata, Mammalia, Carnivora, Felidae. The record is from RefSeq and is a predicted model, not a curated record.
AUGUGGACACCUCCAGGACAGAACCAAAGCUGGGUUUCUGAAUUUAUCCUGCUUGGCUUCUCUGGUGAUCCCACGUUCAACAGGAUCCUCUUCAUUUCCUUCCUUCUCCUUUACCUGAGCUCAGUCCUGGGCAAUGGACUCAUCGUCGCCCUGAUCUGCCUGGACAUACAGCUUCACACACCCAUGUACUUCUUCCUCUGCAUCCUCUCCCUGCUAGAUAUGGGCUGUGUCACCACUACCAUGCCCCAGAUGUUGGUGCAUCUCCUCGCUCGCUCUCAGACCAUCUCCUUUGCCAGCUGUUGGCUGCAGAUGUAUGUGUUUGGUGCCUUGGGCCUAACUGAGUGUAUUUUCUUCAUAGUCAUGGCUUAUGACCGAUAUGUGGCCAUCUGCCACCCACUGCAUUAUACUGUCAUCCUCAGCUGGGGCCUGUGCAUACGACUGGCAGCUGGGACCUGGGCCUGUGGUUUCUUCUCACCAUGAGGCUUUCUCCUCACCAUGAGGCUGCCAUACUGUGGGCCCAACGUGGUCAACCACUACUUCUGUGAAGGCCCCUCAGUACGAAGCCUGGCUUGCAUGGAUACUCACCUUAUUGAGCUGGUAGACCUGGUCAUCAGUGUCUUCAUGGUUGUUGCCCCACUCUCCCUCAUUCUGGCCUCCUACAUCCGUAUUGGCCAGACCAUUAUCAAGAUCAAGUCUACACAGGGCCGCUGCAAGGCUUUCUCCACUUGUGCUUCCCAUGUGACCGUGGUCACACUCUUCUAUGCCCCAGCCACAUACAUCUAUAUGAGGCCCAACUCCAGCUAUUCCCCUGAGCAAGACAAGCAGAUCUCACUCUUUUAUAAUGUCUUCCCUGCCUUUCUCAACCCUGUGGUCUACAGUCUGAGGAACAAAGACAUCAAGGGGGCUUUUCUCAAAGUGAUGGGGUGGGGUAGGGUGCCCUGGUGA